Molecule: messenger RNA, 1953 nt
Organism: Glarea lozoyensis ATCC 20868
Lineage: Eukaryota; Fungi; Ascomycota; Leotiomycetes; Helotiales; Helotiaceae
Product: Zn2/Cys6 DNA-binding protein
Exons: 11
Coding region: 1-1953 (650 amino acids)
Biological process (GO): regulation of DNA-templated transcription; DNA-templated transcription
Molecular function (GO): zinc ion binding; DNA binding; DNA-binding transcription factor activity, RNA polymerase II-specific
Source: RefSeq, a predicted model, not a curated record
AUGGCCGACUACCAAGGUUCCAAGCGACACAAGAGGUUAAUCCGUCGUCGCGGUGCGUGCGAAGUCUGCAAGCAAAGAAAAGUACGCUGCGAUGGAGGAAAGCCAUGUGGCCAAUGUCAAAAAUCAUCAUGUGACUGUCGCUAUAAAGUCAUAAAUCAUUCCCGAAGAGGAUCAGAAGAGGCGUUCGGUGGUGAAACUUCUCGACACUCCCUUGAUCCAGACCAACAGUCCAAUCAGUGUUCCCCAGAACUCACGUCUUUGUUAUCACCCCCAAGAAGCCUAGAUAUUACGAAAUGGCUUCCUUCAGCACCCUUGGUAAACGCAAGGGAUACAGUGGCAUCGACUACAGAUGAUUUGUUGGCAAAACCGGAUAUCACAAGUACACUGGACUUCUCGAUCCAAGAGCAUCAUUUUAUGGAAUCCGACUGGAACGCGUUGAACGAAACAUUUGAUUUUGAAGACGGAACAAUCUCAGCAGACUUCUGGCAGUCUCUCGAGUCUCAGAAUCUCUCGGGAAGUUCAAGCGUUGAUACCGACAUGUCCAAUGACAAUCAUCAACGAAGUUUAAGUAGUAGCUCCAACUUUCCCCAAACACGGAUAGAGUUAGGGCUCAGUGUCCAAAAGCCUGUACUAGCUGACUCUGAUGACUUCCACUCUAUCAAUCUAGCUGUGCCUCCAUUUUUUCCCGGUUUAAAAGCAGAAAACGUCAAGCGGGACAACUCUGUACCCUACCUCGUAAUUUCUCAAGCGAUAGCAAUAAUCCUUCUCCUUUGCUUCAUAGAAGAAGUUUCUAUCAAAAAUGCAUCGACGCUUGCUAUAGUGACCCACAAGGAUAGGAAGAUUGUGGAAGAUGCCAUUGAGCACACAGAACAUCAAUCGACGAAGGAUCCCAUUUCCUUAGCGCUAGUAAAUGCUGUGCUUGCACUUGCUGCUCAUUAUCUCAACUCCCACGAAAACUACCAUGCGCCCGAAAAGCCAUCAUAUAAUGCAUUUGUACUAUUUGAUAAGGUAUUCUCAGUUCGUCAUCAGCUAACAUCAGGCACAAUCUCAUUACUGGACAUGCAGAUUUAUUUUUCGAUCCGUGCAGGAUCAACAGCAACUCCAGAACUUAUGAUGGCCUCCAUGCAAUGUAUGCAGGCCCUUCGCUUGAACGACUGUGGAUCAAUAUAUCGAGUAUACCCAAAGGAUGCGGAUCAGAAGCAAGCGCGAAAAGCUUUAUGUUUCUUGUACUGUAUGGAAAAGCCGUAUUGUUUACGAUAUAGGAUGUUUUCUAUACUGAAUGAUAAGUUUGUGGAAAACGUUCCACAAGAGGUCACCGAAGAUUUCAACUGGCUUUCGACUCAAUACCAUUUUUCAACUUUAUGCUCCAACAUGUCUCGCAAGCUGUACGGGAGUAAUGGGAGAACGCUACAUUAUGGCAGGUUGGAAUCUGCGCUAAGGGGCUGGAAAGAAAUGCUCCCGUUCUCUGAUGAUUUUGAUAGCCAAAAAUCGUACAACUACUCUGCACUCAGUACAACAGACCGAAGGGUGCGCUUGAGGAACCUCUUUCAAUAUCACGAAACUCUUAUUACGCUAUUCAUGGGUGCCCUAGAUUUUGACGAAUCAGCACACGACACAGUUGAUUUUGACCAGGCGCAAAAAGCUGAGAUUUGCGCUGCAUCAGCAAGAAAAAUCCUAACUGUAAGCUGUCAACUGAGUACAGCUGAUUUUCAAGAAAACUGGCCCUUGUACCAUCUGGUGUGUGUUUCAACAUACGUCUUGUCAGUUUUCAUUAUUCAAAAGCCAGACAAUCGGAAAGAUUUGUCAUAUCUCGGAAUGGCAUUAGGAUUUUUCGGGAGAUUAUCCCUAAACACCGAUUUGCUGUUCGAGGUACCGUUUGACGAAGUUACAGAAUUGGUUAGAUUCGUUCACGAGACAGUGAAGAAUUAUUCUCAGCAAAACAAAGAAAUUUGA